This is a messenger RNA of Lithohypha guttulata, 2034 nucleotides long. RefSeq lists its product as uncharacterized. Gene Ontology annotation, biological process: lipid metabolic process. The record is from RefSeq and is a predicted model, not a curated record. Lineage: Eukaryota; Fungi; Ascomycota; Eurotiomycetes; Chaetothyriales; Trichomeriaceae. The transcript has a single exon. Bases 1 to 2034 code for a protein of 677 amino acids.
AUGUCACAAACACAAGUUUCCACGUCCAUCCAGGCUGCAAAACGAUAUGCGGAACUCUCUCAACAGUUAUCCCUUGCAAAUCCCGAUGCGCUUGACAAUGAUACUGGAGUCGCAGUACAGGCCAAGUUCAUUACACCUCUUGAUCCAGUAAUCGAGACUGCGGACGGGAACAGGUUACCUGCCGUACCUGUUGAAGAAGCUCAUAAAAUUAACGCGCUCAAAAGCAAGGCAGAUGGCCAAGAAGAGUCCCUGAUCAAAUGCACGUCGCAGGAGAAGGAGAAGGAAAAGUCCCGUUUGUCGCUUUUGGAGAAAGAUGUAUCUGCGCCCGACGAUAGCCUCGACCUGGCACUUCCACCAGUAACCAGUCAUCCGCUCUUUCCACCACUACCUUUGUACGGACCGCCAAGUCUGCUUCGCAACGCUCAUUGCUUGUUCUUCCGAAUCACCUCGUUCUUCUUGUCUACAGGCUUUCUGCUUGUGAUCGUGCUAGGAGCGCUCUUUACGUCAAUACCGACAGUCUGUGAUAGAGUCUGGUUUUGGCUUACUUUUCGGGAUCCUGAUAGGACGCGACCAUUCUACGAGGAAGAACACCGGCGCGCUGCCGCUCGACAAAGAGAGGCGCAGAAAUGGCAACAAUCAAACAAAAGAUCAAAGACACAGCACCAAUACCGAGAAAAGCCAGAUACUCUCAACAACGUGUCACAAGACAAAUUCGUACCUUUGGAAGGCGGUCCUGACAAACUCGUUUGCGACGCGCGCUAUUAUGCGCGAAGAGUUGGAUUGGAAAUGGAAAAGUUCAAAGUGCAGACAGAAGAUGGGUUCAUAAUAGAUCUGUGGCAUUUGUACGACCCCAAUAAGCAGCAGCCACAUUCUGAAAAUGAAAAAGGCGAUAAAGGACCUAACAUUUUCCAAAAUGGGCUUCAGAACGGAGAGAACACUCCUCCGCAAAGCAAGCGCUACCCAGUCCUUCUCAUACACGGUCUCCUUCAGUCCGCCGGAGCAUACUGCUGCAACGACGACGACAGUUUAGCAUUCUACCUCCACAAGGCCGGCUACGACGUUUGGCUAGGCAAUAACCGUGCAGGCUUCCGACCUCAACACACACUGCUGAACUAUUCAGAUCCCCGAAUGUGGUCAUGGAACAUCCGCCAAAUGGGAGUCAUGGACUUACCAGCAUUCAUUUCUAGAGUCCUUUCCGAAACCGGUUUCCACAAACUCGGUCUCGUAGCCCACUCACAAGGCACAACGCAAACGUUCGUCGCCCUCGCAAAAGGCCAGAGACCCGGUCUAGGCGAAAAAAUCAGCGUAUUCUGUGCACUCGCUCCAGCCGUCUACGCUGGCCCUUUGAUAGGGAAAAUGUACUUCAAGUUCAUGAAAGUCAUCUCCCCCGCCAUGUUCAGAAUCUUCUUUGGCAUUCACGCCUUUAUCCCACUCAUGAUGGUCAUGCACGGCUUACUCCCCGCAAAACUUUACGGAUGGAUGGGCUAUCUCGUCUUCGGCUUCCUGUUUAACUGGACAGAUCGCCGCUGGGACAAAGGGAUACGAGAUCGAUUCUUCCAGUUUGCGCCUGUGUACGUGAGCUCAGAGUCUAUGCGGUGGUGGUUGGGGAGGGAGUGUUUCGCGAAACAUAAAUGUAUUUUAUCGACGAAGGAGGAGGAUGUUCAGGAAGACAGUAGUAGGGAUUCGUCCGCGAAGAGCAGUGGUCCGUUGGGGACUACGAAGGAGACGGGGCAGGAGAAAGGGACGCCGUGGUAUGAUGAGCGGGCGCCGCCGUUCGCAAUGUGGAUUGCGGGCAGUGAUGGUCUUGUUGAUGGGAGGCGAUUACUUGAUCGGUUUGAGCAGGGUCGCGAACCACAUGUUAAUGUUGUGCGGUCGAAAGUCAUUGAGGAAUACGAGCAUCUUGACGUGUUGUGGGCGAUUGACUCGAUUGAAAAGGUUGGCAGUGAGGUCAAGCAGGUUAUUUGGCAGACGAUGAGCAAGGAAGAUAGACAGAGGUGUCAGUCAAUAGACGGUGUAACAGAUACACCGAUAUAG